UUGUUUUGUUUCAUUGAAACAGGGCUUCACUACGUAGCCCUGGCUGUCCUGGAAUUCACUCUGUAACCAGGCUGACCUCGAAUUUAUAGAGAUCCGCCUGCCUCAGUUUCCAAAGUGCUGGGACUAAAGGCGUGCGUCACCGUCCCAGGACUUUAGAAACUCCUCCUGGAAGUGAGGGUGAGAAAAUUCAUAGUUAGAGCAGGACGCCAAAGUUGAGUUCACAGAAGACUGAAUCUACUCGAACCCGUUCCUUCUGGAGUGAAUAGGUGUCAGUAAGCUUGUGACUUUGGAGUGUAACGAACGAUACAGAAAACCAGUGAUUUACUCCUCCCUGGACCUGGCCUUGUGCUUGAAGCUCUGUGGAGAGGAUGGCUGUUCUUCUGAACAGGUUGAUGCUACAAACCUCAAUUGGAAGAUGUUUCAGAAAACACAUUGUGAAGCCAGCCCCGGCACAACUGCCCCUGACUGCCUCCACCCCGAAGCUCUCGUACCUGAUUUUUACAAAAGGCUUUAGUACUGCCGAAGACAGCCAAGGGGAGAAGAAACAGAAAAGGAAAGAUGCUUUCACUAACACUGGAAGGAAAAUUAGUGAGCGGAUUAUCCGCGUCCUGGAUGAGAAAGGCAGUGACCUGGGGAUGAUGCACCGAGCGGAUGUAAUCAGACUCAUGGACCAGCAGGACUUGAGGCUGGUGAAGAAGAACACCAGCUCAGAGCCACCGGAGUACCAGCUCAUGACCGGAGCACAGAUCCACCAGGAGCGGCUAAGGCUGCGGGAAGACGGAAAGGCCAACCCCAAAACUGGACCAGCUGUGAUAAAGGAACUCGUUUUUUCUUCAAAUAUUGGACAGCAUGAUCUGGACACAAAGAGUAAACAGAUUCAGCAGUGGAUUGAGAAAAGAUACCACGUUCAAGUCACAAUAAAGAAGAAAAGUGCUGACCAGCCGGAGAAUGAGAUGGAUGAGAUACUGAACCAGAUUCUCCAGACUAUGCCUGGACUAGCAACCUUCUCAAGCAGACCGAAAGCUGUCAGGGGAGGAACCGCCUCCACAUGUGUUUUCCGCCCCUUGAGCAAGAAAGAAGAGAAAGCGUACAGAGACUCUCAAGAGGCUGAGAGAAGGGACACUUCGAACAAAGACCACAGGACCAAGGAGUCAGACGUUCUGUGUCAGUGAUUUUAAUAAACAAAAUCCAGGCUCUGCA
Molecule: messenger RNA, 1200 nt
Organism: Peromyscus eremicus (cactus mouse)
Lineage: Eukaryota; Metazoa; Chordata; Mammalia; Rodentia; Cricetidae
Gene: Mtif3
Product: mitochondrial translational initiation factor 3
Exons: 5
Coding region: 369-1172 (267 amino acids)
Biological process (GO): ribosome disassembly; mitochondrial translational initiation
Cellular component (GO): mitochondrion
Molecular function (GO): ribosome binding; translation initiation factor activity
Source: RefSeq, a predicted model, not a curated record